GCAGUGUCACGGUGUAAGCCCGGAACUAUAGUUUUGGUUGUGUUGUUUUUUGUUUCCGAACGGUCAAGAUUUUGAAAAGAACUUUAAUUAUGGCGACCUUCAUGGCACAGGCGUGAAAUAUCUCUUAACUUCUCUUCACUUGUAUAAUUAAAUGUAUUUGAGCACAUAUUAAUAAUAGGUGUUAUGGGUGUAAUUAGACAUGUUGUGUGUGCUAUGUCUGGAGGGGUUGACAGUUCUGUCAGUGCAUUGUUACUCAAAAGAAUGGGCUAUCAUGUGACUGGUGUGUUCAUGAAGAACUGGGACUCUAAUGAUGAGAGAGGCGUCUGCUCAUCAGAGAGAGACUGUGAAGAUGCUUAUAAAGUGUGUAAGAUGCUGGAUAUGCCUUUCCACCAAGUCUCAUAUAUUAAAGAAUACUGGCAUGAAGUAUUUAGUAAUCUUCUCAGGGAAUAUGAGAAGGGCAGAACACCAAAUCCAGACAUAAUGUGUAACAAACACAUCAAGUUUAAGCACUUCUAUCAGUAUACAGUUAAUACUUUAGGUGCUGAUGCCAUGGCAACAGGACACUAUGCCCGGACAUCCCAGGAGGACGAGGAUGUUUUUCAACAGAAGCAUGUUCCAGCUCCCAGAACUCUCUUCAGAGACCGCUUUGAAAUUAGAAAGCCCGUGCGGCUCUAUCAGGGUGCUGAUCGCUUGAAGGACCAGACGUUCUUCCUCAGUCAAAUUCCCCAAGAUGCUUUGCGUCGCACAUUAUUCCCCCUAGCUGGGCUAACCAAAGACUAUGUGAAGAAGAUAGCUGCUGAGGCCGGCUUCCAACAUGUUCUAAAGAAAAAAGAGAGCAUGGGAAUCUGUUUCAUUGGAGAAAGAGAUUUUGAGAACUUUAUUCUUGAGUACUUGGAGCCAAAACCAGGAAAUUUUGUCUCCAUUGAAGAUGGGAAGAUCAUGGGGCAGCAUAAAGGCUGGUUCACAUUAACACUAGGUCAAAGGGCAAGAAUAGGAGGACAAGAAGACCCUUGGUUUGUAGUUGAUAAAGAUAUCACUACCGGUGAUGUAUUUGUGGGUCCAACCACUAACCACCCAGCACUGUUACGAGACACAUUACAGACAGAUCGCUUCCACUGGAUCACUGAAGAGCCGCCUGUUGAACUUGUCCGCACUCAGAUGAUGGAAUGUCACUUCCGUUUUAACAACCGGAUGCCUUUAACUCCAUGUACCGUAACCUUGAAUCUCGAUGGCUCAGUGUGGGUAAUGGUGAAAGAGCCACUGAGAGCAAUGACACCUGGGCAGUUUGCUGUGCUAUAUAAGGGAGAUGAGUGUUUGGGCAGUGGGAAGAUCAUUCGUCUGGGACCCACAAAAUUCACUCUUCAGAAAGGUCAAAACUGCAUGAACUGCCACCCUAAAGACACAAACCAACAACAUCCAGAGCCUCUCAGCUGAGACACAAACAAGCACAAUAACAAGAUCUCAACAGGCUUGUGCUGUGGAAAGAUGCUCUCAGUAUUUACAGACAUUUAGGCUGGGAGAAAAUACAGAAACUUUGAUAAUGUUUUGAAUUGUAUGUUGUAUGUAUUUUUAUUUCAAUUGUAAUUAACUUGGGAAUUAUAAUUUAUUUGUAUAAUAUAAAUAUUGAUUAUUGUAUUACUCUUUUCUUCUUCUUUUUUUUUUUAAUUUUUUUUUUUUAAGAUUUUAUAAAUGUAAAUGGUUUUAGUGCCUUAUUGUGCACCACAUCCUGAACUAUGCAAUCUUUCAUACAAAUAUUAAAGGGUUAGUUCACCCAAAAAUGAAAAUAAUGUUAUUAUUACUCACCCUCAUACCGUUCAACACCCGUAAGACCUUCAUUCAUCUUCGGAACACAAAUUAAGAUAUUUUUGUUAAAAUCCAAUGGCUCAGUGAGGCCUGCAUAGCCAGCAAUGACAUUUCCUCUCUCAAGAUCCAUUAAUGUACUAAAAACAUAUUUAAAUCAGUUCAUGUGAGUACAGUAGUUCAAUAUUAAUAUUAUAAAGCGACGAGAAUAUUUUUGGUGCGCCAAAAAAACAAAAUAACGACUUAUAUAGUGAUGGCCAAUUUCAAAACACUGCUUAAUGAAGCUUUGGAGCGUUAUGAAUCUUUUGUGUCGAAUCAUGAUUCGGAUCGCGUGUCAAACCUCCAAACUGCUGAAAUCCUUAAGAGAGGAAAUGUCAUUGCUGGCAAUGCAGGCCUCACUGAGCCAUCGGAUUUCAACAAAAAUAUCUUAAUUUGCGUUCCGAAGAUGAACGAAGGUCUUACGGGUGUGGAACGGCAUGGGGGCGAGUAAUAAAUGACAGUAUUUUCCUUUUUUUGGGUGAACUAACCCUUUAAGCCACAGGUUCACUUUGAGUUGGAGUUCUUUUCUCUGCCAUUAGAGGGCGUGAGCGCAUCACUUAUAGCUGGUGCUGAUGGACAAAUACAAUCUUCCUCAAUUUUCAUUCAUGACAAUUUUGCUAAACACAUUUAACUAAAUUAAACGUAAAUGAACGUAUUUAUAGUAUACGUCGUCAGAUAAUAAUAUCUGUCUUUGCGGUUUUGGUCAUGAUUCGUCUUCUGGAGUUUUUUUUAAUGUCCCCUCUAUCAGUUUGGUUGAAUUGUAUGUGUGUAUAUAUUGUAAUUAGCAUUUGUUGUAAAUAUUUUAAGGAAAAUUA
Molecule: messenger RNA, 2654 nt
Organism: Ctenopharyngodon idella (grass carp)
Lineage: Eukaryota; Metazoa; Chordata; Actinopteri; Cypriniformes; Xenocyprididae
Gene: trmu
Product: tRNA 5-methylaminomethyl-2-thiouridylate methyltransferase
Exons: 11
Coding region: 184-1434 (416 amino acids)
Biological process (GO): tRNA wobble position uridine thiolation
Cellular component (GO): mitochondrion
Molecular function (GO): sulfurtransferase activity
Source: RefSeq, a predicted model, not a curated record